This is a messenger RNA of Rotaria socialis, 1797 nucleotides long. The record is from the annotation of a GenBank genome assembly. NCBI's taxonomy places the organism in Eukaryota, Metazoa, Rotifera, Eurotatoria, Philodinida, Philodinidae.
AUGUAUCCACUAAACGACAACUAUUACCUUCAAUUGGUACGCGAUUCGAAUGAAUGUCUCAAUAUCGAACUUCAUCAUCAUGGCAUAUUGAUACGAAUCGUUUCAUUGAAUAACGAUCACUGCUCAACAUUGACGCAUCGUCUCUGUGAGACAGUCGAUGAAUUCAAUGUAUUGAUCAUUGAUUUACUCGAAACAUCAAUAUCGAAUAUUCGUGUUACAGUCGAUGAAAAUCUUGAAAUAUCGUUUCCAGUACGUUUCGGUAGUCGAAACUAUGAGAAAUUGUGGUCGUUUAUAAUUGAAUUAAGGCUCGAAACGAAUACAGCAGACGAAAUCUCACUCGAUCCAUCCGAUUGGAAUGAUCUACGAUUACUAGGGCAUAAAAUUAUGGACAAUAUGAUCGACUACAUGCGGGAUGUUCGACUCCGACCAACGUGGCGCCCAUUACCAUUAACAAUCAAAGAAACUAUUCUUAAUGGUGAUCUUCCACUUCAAGGUCAAUCACCGUGGCAAGUCUAUGAUGAAGUUUUCACGAUGAUUCUUCCUUAUGUGAUUGGUAAUAUUCAUCCUCUUUUUUGGGGUCAUGUCUACGGUACCGGUUCAACGAUUGGAGCUCUAGCAGAAUUUAUAACUGGAACAAUGAAUACUAUGUCUUGGGGUGGUCAACAAGCAAGUAUCUAUUUAGAACGCAAAGUGUUGUCGUGGCUGAAACAACUGAUUGGUUUUCCAAAUGAUGAAACAAGUUCGGGCAUUCUCGUCAGUGGUACAUCAGUGGCUACAAUUAUUGCUUUGGCAGUGGCCAGAAAAAAAUUUCACGAGCGAACUAUGAUCAUCUACUGUACGAAAGAUGCUCACAGUUGUAUUAUUCGAGCUGCCAAUCUACUCGGUAUCAAUAAAGAAAAUAUUGUUUAUGUUUCGACAAAUGAACAACGACAAAUUGAUCUACAGGCAUUAGAGGCGUGUAUUGAUCCGAACACGUGUGGUUUUAUUGUCGGUUCAGCCGGUACGGUCGGCACUGGAGCCAUUGAUGAUCUACAAGGUUUAGCUGAUAUUUGUGCUCGUCGUCCGAAUGAUCUCUGGUUUCAUGUUGAUGGUGCUAUUGGUGCAGUUGCAUGUUGUUCACGACGUCUUCGGCCAUUGUUCACCGGCUUGGAACGAGCCGAUUCGAUCGCUUUCGAUCUGCAUAAAUGGCUUUCUGUUCCAUACGAAUGCGGUUGUAUUCUUGUGCGCGAUGGUGAAUUACAUCGUUCGACAUUUGUUCAACCAACAGUAUCCUAUUUGACAUUGAUGGACGGUGGUAUAACACCGAGUGAAGGCGAACAUUUUUUCAGUGAUUAUGGUCUUGAACUUUCACGCAAUACGAAAGCCGUAAAAGUCUGGAUGACAUUGAAAACAUAUGGAAUCGAACGAUUUGGUCGUAUUAUGGAGCAAAAUGUUGAUCAAGCGUUGUAUUUUGCUCAUUUAAUUGAACAGCAUUCAAAUCAAUUCGAAUUGUUGGCCAAAGUAACAUUAAAUAUUGUUUGCUUUCGUUAUAUUGUACGUCAGUCAAAUACAAUCGAUGAAAAUGACAUGUUAAAUAAAUUUAAUAAACGUUUAUUGACAAUGAUACAAGAACGAGGCAUUGCCAUUGUUUCACCGUUUGUCAUUGGUACGAAUACAUUUGCUUUGAGAAUGUGCAUCACGAAUCAUCGAACGAGACUCACGGACAUGGAUAAAUUCAUCGAACAAAUGAUUCAAGUCGCUCGUGAGCUACUCAGUACGGAUGAAUUUGCCAUUCUGAAGACGAUUGGAUCGGUGUGA